Molecule: messenger RNA, 1665 nt
Organism: Crotalus tigris (Tiger rattlesnake)
Lineage: Eukaryota; Metazoa; Chordata; Lepidosauria; Squamata; Viperidae
Product: heat shock factor protein 4-like
Exons: 12
Coding region: 146-1228 (360 amino acids)
Biological process (GO): SCF-dependent proteasomal ubiquitin-dependent protein catabolic process; regulation of DNA-templated transcription; positive regulation of protein ubiquitination
Cellular component (GO): SCF ubiquitin ligase complex
Molecular function (GO): DNA-binding transcription factor activity; sequence-specific DNA binding; protein binding
Source: RefSeq, a predicted model, not a curated record
UACACGUGUGCAAGAAAUGGGCUGCAGCUGUGGCUUCCUCUGUUGUCUGGAGUUUCACAGAACUUAAAAUGGCACCAGCUUCCAUGUUUUCGAUCAGAGUCAGUUUGCAAAAGAAGUCCUGCCCAAAUAUUUCAAGCACAACAACAUGGCCAGUUUUGUCCGCCAGCUGAAUAUGUAUGGGUUUAGGAAAGUGGUAAAUAUCGAACAGGGAGGACUCGUGAAACCCGAACGGGACGAUACGGAAUUCCAGCAUCUUUAUUUCCUGCAAGGCCACGAGCAUCUUUUGGAGCUGAUCAAAAGGAAGGUGUCUGUGGUGAAAAGUGAAGAAACCAAGAUGCGCCAAGAAGAUCUCAGCAGACUUUUGUAUGAGAUUCAAGUCCUCCGGAACCAGCAGGAGAUGAUGGAGUGCCAAGUUCAGGAUGUGAAACAGCAGAACGAGGUUUUAUGGAAGGAAGUUCUGUGUCUCCGGCAAAACCAUUUGCAGCACCAGAAGGUGAUCAAUAAGCUGAUUCAAUUUCUGUUUGGCCAGCUCCAGCCCAGUCCCAGCAGUCCUGGGAUAAAGAGAAAACGGCCUCUCAUGUUGGAUGACGGGAACUCUGCCCCACAGGUGACCAAAUUCCGAAGAUCUCUGCCUCUGGAUCCCUUUCAUGAGCCUUGCUACAUUCAGCCUCCAUCUGCAGAUCAUGCCUCAUGUUUAAACGGCCCUGUUCUGAAAGGGGCCAUCAUUUCUGAUGUUUCCGAAGCCACCCAGCCCAGUCCGGUGGCUUUGCAGCUGCCUCCAGACAGCGAGAGGGAAACGAGUCUUUUGCUAAUUAAGGAAGAAGCCUCUGGUCCGGACAGGAAAGCUGCUUUCACAAGUCCUGCUGUUCCUUUGGUUGGCUACAACCCCUGUCCUGAGCCCCCUGUGCUGCCCAUUACUGUGGUCCAGUCAGUCUUAGAUGGGAGGACAAGGUGUGAUGAUCUGCAGCCAAUGUGUUUGCAGCCCCAGGAAAGACGGUCAUUUUUGGACAGAACAGUCAUUCCUGAUCUCUGGGACGGGGCUGAUCUGAAUUUGGAAGGAUUCCAGAUCUUUCUAAGAAACCAACAGUACAAUGUGGAAACCACCAGAUCUUUGGAGGCCUUCAACCCCGUGAUCCCGUCGAGUGAGUGGACUUUAAAUGACGUGGAGGCUGAUUUGCCUGGGGCUGCAGAUGCUCACUGUGGAACAACUGGAGAAGAGCACAAAUAAGAAGCCCUCCUGAGGACUAGAACCUCAGCUUCAGUAUCUCUUGCCCAGGAGCUGAAUGUUUACAUCUGGAAAACACGGCUUUGUCCGCUGGCUUUGUCCGGGAUUCCAGUGACCGACCCACACCCAUUUCCCAAGGAGAGACUAUUUUUCUGACAUAUUCUUGUGCUGCUAUUUUUUACCAGUUCAGAACACUCUUUUUGAACGGAGAGCGCCAUGCGUUCAACUGGGGUUUUUUGGGGAGGCCAUAUGCAUUCAGCUGGUUUGUUCUGCAUACAGUCUAGUAUUCUCCCCCAUCUUGGUGCCCUCCAGACAUUUUUGGACUACAACUUCCUUCACCCACAGACAGCUCAGUUAUUAUUGGCAACCAUAUAUUGUGUGUUAGCAUAUCUGUUUAUCUAGGCCAGGAGUAGGCCACCUUGGCUCUUUUAUGACUCGUG